CGCACUCAACUAAAGUAGCACCCACCUCCUGUGAUUGGCGCUUUGUAGGCUGGCGGUGGCAUCAGCCUGGCCCCUAACGGCAUGCGGGUGCUGUCACGCCUUGGCCUGACGGAAGCGCUGACAGGCCAGGCGGGCGAGGAGCUACUGGACUUCAACUUGCUGGACUCAGCCGGGGAGACCAUUGUGUCGUUCAAGCAGCGGGCACGUGAGCGAUACGGCCACCCUGCGGCGGGCUUCCGGCGUUACCGGCUGAGGGCGGCGCUGCUUGAGGCGGCGAGGAGGGAGCCGGGCGUCACGCUGCAUUCCGGGCACCGACUGGUGUCUUUGGACUGUGGUGAAUCGGCGGCCUCCACUGCUGCUGCGCGGCCUGCUACGCUGGUGUUCGAGAAUGGCGCUUCCUUCACCGCAGACCUGGUGGUGGGCUGUGACGGCAUACGGUCGCGUGUGCGGGCCGCUGUGCGCGGGGCAGGCGAACCGCCGCCAAGGUACACGGGUACGGAGGAGGUCAUCUGCGUGACACGUGCCCGCAAUGAGGACCUGGUGGCGCGCAGUGGCCUCAACCUCAUCCUGGGCAGCGGGCCGCGCCAGUUCGGCACUUACGGCGUGGGGUCCGAGUGCAUGUGGUUCGCAUCGCGCAGACGGCCCGAGAGCCGGGACUCAUGGGGUGCCAUCAAGACGCCACAGGAGCAGGAGGCGGUGCGACAGGAGCUGCUGGAGGAAUUCAAGGGCUGGACGCUGGUGGAGCAGCUGGUGCAGCGGGACGUGGACAUCAUGAUGCGUGUGGGUAUCUAUGACCGGCCCGCCGUGUCUGACUGGGUGCGGGGCGUCGUGACGCUGGCAGGGGACGCCGCCAGCCCCAUCCCGCCCAACCUCGGCCAGGGUGGCAACAAGGCUCUGGAGGACGCGGGUGUGCUUGUGGGCUGCAUGAAGCGGCUGCGGGGCGACGUGCCGGCAGCUCUGCAGCUCUACCAGCGGCUGCGGGUGCCACGAGCCGCUGCGCUCCUGGGAGACACGCGUGCGGGCGGAGAGGUGUCAGGCCUGGACAGCCCCUUCUUCAUCGCCGUGCGCAACACGCUGCUGCGAGCCUUCGUCGGCAUCACCGGUGGCUUGCCGCUGGGGUGGCUAUGGUCAUAUGACACGGAAAGGGUGGUGCGAGAGGCUAGGCUGUAGCACACGACCCGUUUGAGGGGUAAGCCGCUCCGCGCCUGUUCAAUUCAUCGCCUUGCGCAGCGCGCAAUAAUCGUCGGGGCUCAGGGCUGCUUCGCAGGCAGCCAGAGCUAGAACGCGGCUUCCUGCUGCUUUUAGGGUGGUCUGGCAUUCCUGACACAGGCUGCUUCAGAGCCGCUCAGCCUCUGGAGGGAUCUGCACAGGCCUCUGAAGGGCUCUGAAGGGCUCUGGAGGGUUCUGGAGGGCUUUGGAGGUUGGUAGCGCGCAUGCUUGGCGGGCAAGUACCCAGUUGGCCCACUAUCCAGUUGUGGCAACCCACGCCAUGCCAAAAGCCAGUCGAGUCGGGUAUUACGGAGUUAACGAAGUCCAGACGUUGAAUGUUUUCUGGCCCGGACCACUGGUCUUGCAAGGAGGGGAUCGCACGCGAGAUCGUGCCCACCCUGUUACCCCCGCUUGAUUCGCGUGGUCGUGCCGUUUUUUACGUUUUUACUUUGGCUCUCACUACUACUCGCAUUGCACGUUUGCUUGUAUGUCUGUGCCGCCUGUUUGCCGUUUGAGUCCGCCACGCCUUACUGCCGCUCGCCCAUUUCCUGUGUGUGCUUCCCCCUGCGCGCGCGGCUCUGGCGUGGCUUGCAUUGCUGAGCGAUUAGGUGAGUUC
Messenger RNA from Chlamydomonas reinhardtii, 1825 nucleotides. RefSeq lists its product as uncharacterized. Gene Ontology annotation, molecular function: monooxygenase activity; FAD binding. NCBI's taxonomy places the organism in Eukaryota, Viridiplantae, Chlorophyta, Chlorophyceae, Chlamydomonadales, Chlamydomonadaceae. Bases 82 to 1170 code for a protein of 362 amino acids. The record is from RefSeq and is a predicted model, not a curated record. The transcript is spliced from 8 exons.